GAGGCUUCCCUACACCCCGGCUUUGCCCUUACUCCCAAGUCGACUUUGUCCCUUAUGUCACGACGAGCCCACUCUCUUGUAACUGUACGGGUACUGACAUAGUCGUUAAUACAUCCAAGUAAAGAACCUAACAACUGGCGACGAGGAUUUAAGAUAAGAAACCACGUGUUGGUAGUGAAGGAGUGACUUUACGUAAGUGUUAUAAGUUAUCAUUCUGGUUAUUUAUGUUGGUUAUUUGCGGUUAUGAACCGUGGUAAAUCAAGAGGUAGAGGUAGACUGGUGGAAUCCCAAAUUGGACAAGAGCAAGAUAUAGAGAGUCAACAAGAAGAAGAGGGAAGUAUCCCUUUUGUGACAGACAGCAUUCAAGAGCAGACAGCAAGAUCCACAGAAGAAGCAGUGGCCGAUCCUGUAAUUCCACCACCAAUGGCGACUAACGUGAUUGGAACAUUGGAGCCGUUCAACACUGAGACGGGCAAGUGGCAGGUAUACGAAAAAAGACUUCAACAGUUCUUUAUUGUUAACAGUAUUACCGAAGAUGUCAAGAAGAAGGCUUAUUUGUUGACUGUGCUGGGAGCCGAAAUUUGUGAUUUGAUAUGGGAUUUAUUUAGUCCCACAGACCCCACGGCUGCAACGGUAACACAUGAUAUGAUUUGUACAAAGUUAAGAGAGCAUUUUGUUCCUACAAAGGUGGAGAUUGCAGAGCGUUUUCGUUUUUUUCAACAUAAGCAAAAACCAGAAGAAACCAUAGCAAGUUUUAUGGCAUCGCUACGAAACCUCGCCAAGGAUUGUUCUUUUGGAGACUUUCUUAAUUCAGCCUUAAGAGAUGCUUUCGUGAUAGGCCUGCAAGAUCAACGGAUUCAAACGAAGCUGUUGGCCGAAUCGGCCUUGACGUUGGACUCUGCAUUCAAGAUGGCUGUCAGCAUGGAAUCCGCAACCCAGCAAGCCAAACAACUUAGACAAGAAGAACCAAUCAACGUUUUAAGAACUCGUACUACGGGAUGCUGGAGGUGUGGUGAACCUCAUAAUCCGGCAGGGUGUUAUUUCAAAACGCAAGAGUGUUUCUACUGCAAGAAAGAAGGACACCGGGCAGCUUGCUGCCCAGAGAAGCAAAAGAAGAAAAGUCGAGAGUCAGAAAAGUCCAGAGAAGAAAAGGCAGCAAUCCCCAAGAAGAAAGACAGCACAAAGAAAAAUCGAUUAAACUUUGCAGAUAAUACCGAAGACGCCGAGGGAUUGGAAGAUUUUGAUCCUGACACAGAUUUUAAUUUUUUCUAUCUGCCAGAUCCGAACAGGUCCACAAAACCGUUGGUGACAACUCUGGAUAUAGAUGGAAGAAAGGUGACCAUGGAGAUAGACACGGGAGCCGGCUUCACCAUAUUUUCAGAAAAGGAAUGGAGAAACCAUGGUAGCCCGAAAUUGGAAGACACGCAGGUGCGUUUACGGACAUACACUGGCCAACCAGUGGACAUAAAAGGAAAAUUCGUGGCAGAAGUAUCGGUACAGGAACAGAGUAAACAGCUACCAAUCCUUGUCGCCGGAGGCAAUGGGCCACCACUGUGUGGCAGAAACUGGCUUCGCGCGAUGAGACUCGAUUGGAACCAAAUACUGCAGCUGACUAACCAUCCUAGUACCAUACCACGUUCUAAUAUGUUACCUGACUGUUUCCAAAAGAAAUUUACAGAUUUGUUUUCAACAAAGCUUGGAAAAAUUCGAGGACCGCCAGUGCAUCUAGAUCUUAAGGCGGAAGCAGUGCCUAGAUUUCAUCGGGCUCGCCCCAUUCCUUACGCCUUAAGAGCCAAGGUUAAGGCAGCACUGAUCAAGCUGACUGAAGCAAAAGUAUUGAAAAGAGUCCGCCAUAGCAACUGGGGAGCUCCCAUUGUAGUCGUGCCUAAAGCAAAUGGUGACAUAAGAGUGUGCGGAGACUACAAGGCCUACAACCAGUUGGAGUUGGAUGAAUUUUCGCAAGAACUGUGUACAAUCAACACACCUGAAGGCCUGUUCCAGUACACCCGAAUGCCGUUUGGCAUUGCUUCCGCACCAGGAAAAUUUCAACGAGUGAUGGACGAUCUAUUUCAAGACACGCCAUGGGUAAAGUGCUAUUUAGAUGACAUCCUAAUUGCCGGCCGCACAGAAAAAGAACAUUGGACGCGAGUGGAGAUAGUAUUGCAGAAACUACAAGAAGCAGGGGUUCGGCUUCAACUGGAAAAGUGCAGUUUUGGAGUGCCGGAGAUACCCUAUUUAGGAUUCAUUGUAUCCAAGGACGGACUUAAAACAUCACCAGAAAAGAUCAAAGCUGUGCAAGACUCCGAAAAGCCUCAUAACCUUACUUCUCUGCGGGCAUAUUUAGGAUUGGUCAACUAUUAUGGAAAGUUCAUCCCGAAAUUGGCUCAUGUGUCAGCCCCGUUAAACGAGCUGUUAAAGAAGGAGAAGCCUUGGAGAUGGGAGACGGAACAGCAAGACGCCUGGCUGGAAAUCAAACAGCUGUUAAGCUCAGCAGAAGUAUUAUGCAACUACAACCCGAAAUGGAUUCUGAAACUAGCCUGCGAUGCAUCACCUUUUGGAGUCGCAGCGGUAUUGUCUCACAUCUUACCAGACGGAUCCGAACGACCUAUUUCGUACGCCUCCAAGAGCUUAUCAGCAUCUGAAAAAAAUUAUUCUCAGCUGGACAAAGAAGCGUUGUCUAUUAUCUUCGGUGUUAAAAGAUUUCACUCGUAUUUAUAUGGGCGCAAAUUUACUUUAAUUACUGACCACAAGCCUCUACUAGCCAUUUUAGGUCCAAAGAAAGGAAUUCCACCACCGGCUGCUGCUAGGAUGCAACGUUGGGCGCUCAUAUUGGCCGCAUACUCCUACGAAUUGGAGUUUCGAAAAACCACCGAGCAUGGAAACGCAGAUGCAUUAUCCCGGUUUCCCUUAGAAGAUCCAUCGGAAACAGUGGGACAGCUACCAGAAUUAAGUCAUUCCCGGCCGGAGCUGUUUGGAACAGCAUUGGUAACCAAGGACGUACGGGAAUCCACCAACUUUGAUCCAGUACUACAGGAGGUGUCCACCAGAUUACGAGACGGAUGGCGAUUUUCGGAUAAAGUCUCUUCAACAUUAGCCACCUUCUAUAGGAAAAGAACGGAAUUAUCCAUCAAGGAUGGGCUGAUCUUAUGGGGAAACAGAGUGGUCAUCCCAAAAACACUGCAGCCGCAGGUGCUAUCACUAUUACAUGAAGCGCAUGCAGGGAUCGUGAGAAUGAAGGCUGUAGCAAGAAGUUUUGUAUGGUGGCCAGGAUUAGACAGUCAGCUGACAGAAAUGGCCACGUCAUGUUUACCUUGCCUUCAAACCAGAAAUAAUCCGAAGAGAAGAAAAGAAGCUGCAUGGCCAGUUCCCGAUCAGCCAUGGUCACGCCUCCAUGUGGAUUUUGCAGGUCCGUUGCCGAGUGGUCAAUAUCUUUUUGUGUUAAUGGAUGCCACUUCCAAAUGGCCAGAGAUUUUCCGGUUAAAUAGGAUUACCUCGGAUACUACAAUAUCGACACUUAAAACUAUUUUUGCCCGUUUUGGACUCCCCAGCGAAUUGGUAUCAGACAACGGACCACAGUUUACAUCGGAAGAAUUCAAACGUUUCAUGUUAGUAAACGGUAUUGUUCAUCAUAGAGGAGCACCAUAUCACCCUCAGACGAACGGACUGGCAGAACGGGCGGUUCAGUCGGUGAAAAAGGCCUUACACAAGAUGAGAGAUCAGCCCGGAACAUUCGACGACAAACUCCAGCGCUUUUUGACCUCUUACCGAAACACACCGCAUAAAUCUACUGGAAAAACUCCUGCGGAAGUACUAUUGGGUAGACAAAAUCGUGGAAAAUUUGAUUUGUUUCAGCCAACCGUCCUAAAGAAAAAGGAGAAGAUCGAAGCGGAGUUCCAGGCAGGAGAGAAGGUGAUGGUGAGGGAUUUCCGUCCCGGAAAGAAUAAAUGGCUGGAAGGAGUAGUUAACCAUCGUAUCGGAAGUUUUUUGUAUGAAGUACAGAUUGGAAAUCAAAUCAUGAAGCGUCAUUGCAGCCAAUUACUGCCGAGAGGAAGAACCGAACCGGAAGAAACAGGUCACGUGAUGCUACCCCAAGUGGAGUCGGAAUCGAGAGAUCAACUUGUGGUGACAACCGGAAUCGCGACGGAGAAUCAACCACCAAUGGCCUCCCCUACACCAAGCCAAGCGACGGCGGGACCAAAGGAUCUGCCUGCAGUUCCAACCGAAGCAGAAGUUAUGGAGAAACAACCGGCAGUUUUGUCACCCCCACCGCGACGUUCAACUAGAGCAUGCAAAUUACCCAACUAUCUAAAUGACUAUGUGUUGAAAAAUCAUUAUUUUCAUCUGAGAAGUCGUAACAGAGCUGAUUCGCCUGUAAAGGAAACCAUUCAACCUAGGAGACGCUUUUCGGCUGGAACAAUAAGGGCACCUCCAAUUGCAGCAGAGAUUAGUGCUCCUUCUUCAGUGGAUGAUUCUUCUUUUGAGCCUGAUUUUCCAACUACAGCUUCUGGAGCUCUUGCAGUCGUGGCUUCUAUAGAGCCUGAUUUUGUUCCUCCCGUUGAAAAGUCUGAACAACUACUGCCAAACCUUGUAUUAGCUACCGGUCGUCCACGUCUGGCUACUAAGGAAUUCGCUCACGAAGAAUCUGAAUUCUCCGACAGCGGCUCUCGCGCUGGUGCCGAAACAACUCAGCAGGAUGGGGAAGAGGAAGCAGCCACUGACGAAGCUUUCGGUAAAAAAUCUAUUAGGCAAAUGGCAGUCAGAUCAGUUUGGAAUGACUGA
Molecule: messenger RNA, 4779 nt
Organism: Daphnia pulex (common water flea)
Lineage: Eukaryota; Metazoa; Arthropoda; Branchiopoda; Diplostraca; Daphniidae
Exons: 4
Coding region: 244-4779 (1511 amino acids)
Biological process (GO): DNA integration; proteolysis
Molecular function (GO): zinc ion binding; aspartic-type endopeptidase activity; nucleic acid binding
Source: RefSeq, a predicted model, not a curated record